This is a messenger RNA of Carcharodon carcharias (great white shark), 1926 nucleotides long. Its product is annotated as apoptosis regulator BAX-like. The transcript is spliced from 4 exons. The record is from RefSeq and is a predicted model, not a curated record. Gene Ontology annotation, cellular component: cytoplasm. The coding region runs from base 139 to 591 and encodes 150 amino acids. Gene Ontology annotation, biological process: positive regulation of apoptotic process. Lineage: Eukaryota; Metazoa; Chordata; Chondrichthyes; Lamniformes; Lamnidae.
GGCCUGUAGGCGGGGCGGAGGCGGCUCCGGGCCUGGGCUCGGGGCGCGGCCUUGAUGCCGAGUUCCGGCCGGGAGGCGGCGGCAGCUUUUAGCUUCCCCGGGCGGUGCUGAGCGGCAGCUCCGGGACCGGGAGACACCAUGAGGAACCUGAAGGAGAAAACCGCGGCCAUCGUGGACAGACUGUUCGAGGAGGAGGAGAAUUCACUGGAGACCGACUGCAGCAGCUCAGAGGAUGAGGAUGUCCUCAACAUAGCUCGCUGUCUGCGGAAACUCGGCGAUGAGUACAAUGAAGUGAUUCAGUCACAUGUGAAAGAUCUUAAGCCAGAGUUUAAUCAGCUGGUAACGGAUCAGGGUGUUGAAGUGUUUUCCAGCAUGGUCAGUCAGCUGAAUAGCAAUCCUGAACUGCAGACACAUCUUCAACAGCUGGGUUCCGAGAUGAACCUCCUGAGAAUUGCUGUCAUUCUGGGUAUGCAUAUUACUAAGGAAGUACCGGAAUUGAUUCCCAAGGUCAAGGCUGCCAUGGUAACCUUCAUCAAUACAAAACUGCUGAGCUGGGUUCAAAGUUCAGGAGGAUGGGAGAAACUCUUAUGAGCUGUGCCCACCCAUCGCAAUGGGUAAGGGAAUGUCUGAGACGGGUGAAAAUUAAAAUAAUCCAAAUAUGAUUUGACAAUCAAGCUUGACAAUGAAGAACGUUCUACAUCCCAACUGCCACCUUCCAUUUUCAGUACAAUCUCCCUGGAGAGUUAAAUGGCUACCAAGCAAUUUCACAACCUCUUGCUAAGAGCCUUGUGAUGAGCAGAUAGUUAGUCCGAUGAGAAAUUAUGAUGCCUUUCCCUUGGGGUAAGAGUAAUGCACCUGCUGUAUGUGCAUGAGAGUAAAAAGGAAAUUGAGUCAGCCCAGGAGUGAAAGUCACAGCAUCUGCUAAACUGCAGCUACUGAAAGAAAGAAAACAAGUGACUGGGAGGAGUGAGAGCAACAAAAUUGAGUAACUGAUUUUUAGCUUCUGUUCACAUGGAGCCAUUCAAUGGAUGACUUGGCAUGUUUAGUGUUUGAACGGGUUAGUUGGAUUCGGUAAUGGUAAAGAAUGGGUUUCAUUUGCUUUCAAAUGCAUAAAAGUAGUUGAUGAAAUUGUUUUUUCUCUCAAUGUGCUAGCUGACGUAAAUUGACGUUUUGUUUAUGGUAAGAAUUAGUCAUCAGACUUCUGGUUUCUUCCAGAUAUCUCAAAAUCUCAACCAAUUUGGUUUUGGCAUAUCAAAAGCCAGUGCCAAUGUCAAACAUUUUAUUUGAAUAUCACGAUUGAAAGGUUCAGGGCUAGCCCCCAAGAGUGAGAGCUAUGAUAGAAUUAAGAUAUCAAGCUUUAGUUUUUAUAAACCAAUUCAUCAAAGAAACCCAUCUCACUUGCCACAUUAAUUGGAAACUUAAUAGUGUCACCGUCUUGAGGCGGGGGAAGGGGAAGAGGCCACAGUACUGUCAUGUGGGGAGGUGUGGGGAACUUAACAUUAUUACAGCUACUAAACCAAUUUUCAAUGUACCUGAAGGAAGUGUGCAUCUUAGACCCCUCACAUUAAAGACUGUACAUAUUGCUAUGAGGAUGCCUGUUAGGAAAUCUGCAGUCUAGUGCUAGUUGUUUUCUGUGCACAGCCUUUUACAGUUCUACAGUGUUCUUGUCCCACUUCUCACUCAGUGUUUCUUAAUUCAAUAUAUAAACGUGAAGGGGCCUUGGCUUGCUCCCAGUUGAAACCAUGCAGUGUUAAUGGACUUGUUGCACAUUAGAAGGCAGUGUAAUCAUGCCGAAAAUUAUUUGUAAGGAAUGAUCAUGAAUGUACCAGAGAGGAUUAAACACUUUACCAUGCACCUUGUCAUUUUAAAGAAUUGAAUGUGCAGACUGAAUGCUGAUGGCAGGAAUAAAAUGUUGCUGGAUUGUUA